Haliotis rufescens (red abalone) is the source of this 5320-nucleotide messenger RNA. RefSeq names its product protein RER1-like. Gene Ontology annotation, biological process: retrograde vesicle-mediated transport, Golgi to endoplasmic reticulum; protein retention in ER lumen. The transcript is spliced from 7 exons. The coding region runs from base 163 to 750 and encodes 195 amino acids. NCBI's taxonomy places the organism in Eukaryota, Metazoa, Mollusca, Gastropoda, Lepetellida, Haliotidae. The record is from RefSeq and is a predicted model, not a curated record. Gene Ontology annotation, cellular component: Golgi membrane.
UUCAAAAUGGAGUCGGCUUCGUGACAGCGAGGCAUUGCAACGUGGCCGGAUGAUUAAAACACAGAUAAUUGCGUGGUAUUUUUCGAUUUACAACAUUUGUGUAUAAUUCCAGGAUCAUUGACAUCAAGGUUACCCAUCUGACGUAAACUUUGUGAGAACAAGAUGUCAGCCAUCAUUGAAGAGCCCCAAACACAAUCAAAGCAAAAUGUUAUAGCAAGAGCUUUCCGACAUUAUUGUGAGCGUCACCAGUACUGGUUAGACCGGUCCACUCCCCACAAUACAGGGAGAUGGGUUUUCACAGUUGUCUUGGCACUCCUGUAUCUACUCAGGGUCUAUCUGCUCCAGGGCUGGUAUAUAGUAACAUAUGCUCUGGGCAUCUACCUGUUGAAUCUAUUUAUAGCUUUCCUUACACCAAAAAUAGAUCCUGCUCUUUUAGAUGACAAUGAUGAUGGUCCAUCAUUGCCAACCAAAGCAAAUGAAGAGUUUCGUCCUUUUAUGAGAAGGUUACCAGAAUUUAAAUUUUGGUACUCUGCCUCCAAGGCCAUAUUUGUGGCAAUGAUAUGUACAUUUUUUGAUGCACUUAACAUCCCUGUGUUCUGGCCUAUCCUCGUCAUGUAUUUCAUCAUUCUGUUCACCAUUACCAUGAAGAGGCAGAUAAAACAUAUGAUAAAGUAUAGGUAUCUGCCAUUCAGCCAUGGAAAAGCAAAAUACAAGGGCAAGGAGGAUUCUGGUAAAGUUAUGGCCAAUUAGAUAAACCAGAGAAUUUGAGAAGGACAUCGUUGGGUCUUCACCUCAUCAACUGUAGAGACCAAUGGUGCCAUGGUCUGUUGGAACAGAUGUGUACAGAACUUUUAACUGUUGUCAUAGUCAAAUGAAUUUGAUGUCCUGAAUGUUCUUCAGUGGAGAGUUUGAAAGUGGUACAUAUAGCUUGUGAGUUAUCUCCCCUGGAUACAUAGUAGUUACCUCCCCUGUUCAUGUUAUGAACUUGAAAAACGGUUGGACGAUGCACAAGGCGUAUGUCCUGUUGAUUUUGUUAGCUUUUAAAGUAGUAAACCAACAAACUUACCUUUUUCAGGUUCAGCAAUGGGAGUUUUUGUUUUGAAAAUUUGAAAUAAUUCUUAUUUGGGCAAUCAGUCUGCAGUGUUUUUUCUUCAUUACUGUUACACAGUCACCAUGUUCACUGUUACUUCGAGGGUUAAAAGGUAUGCUCAAGUUUGCUAUUUUGUUUCCAUUGAUAAUGUAUAUAUCUGUAAUAGUGAGGAAGAAAAACUGUUUUGACAGUAUGGUGGAAUGUUGUGUAAAGAAUAGGGUAUACUGUCAUUCAGUUAUUUUUGUCGUGAAAACAUAAUCAACAAGUUCCUAAAACGUAAUUAUUUGUGUGUUAUUAAUGAUAUAAUAAAUGAAAUAGAUGAAAAUUUUGUAUUAUCUUUGGUGCAAUUAAUAAAACACAGUCAUUCUUCUGCUUAGCAGUCAUUAAUAUGCACUUACACACUGUAUGGAUAGUAUAUGAACAACCACCUUGGUACAACUCUCAGCUUGUUAUGUCGUGAUGCCAUAGGGAGGGCUGUCGUCUCAGUUCACUGUGCAGAGUAGCAUCCCUUAGGCGUAUCAGAAACUAGUGGGUUUGAAUCCCAGAUUUGCCCUGGUUUUUUGUCAGCACACUAACCAUGCUUCAGGCUUUUCAAAAACUGAUGAACAUCGAACACCUGCAUAUCACUUUGGGAUUGCCCCAGAAUCAAGCGGAUGCAUAAAUGAUAUAUCAGAAAUACUAUUGAAGGCAGUGUAAAACAAAACACACUUAGUGUGUUCAAACUGUCGACAGCUAGUUUAUCAGGCCCAGGUCAGACUGGGUGCUUUAACAUAUUGCCAACUGAGGCAUGAUCUCUGCUAAGUAUAAGCUCGUUUCCUUAUGCCCCUGUCCAUGUUUAUUCUUUAUACACAAAGUACAUCACUUAGAAAUUCAGCUAAGCUUAUUGUAUUACUUGAUUCUCAGACUUAUUGAGGAGGCUAAAAACCUGCUGUUGCAGUGUGAAAAUAACAAGUAAAACUAGAAUCGGCUCCUACAAUAAUUGAGAUAUCCAGAGUUGGUACAAGAUCAUUUUCCCUUCAAGAAAAUAAAUUACUCUAAAUUUCAUCAUACAUUUUCACAGGUAUUGGGUCAAGUAUGAAAGUCAGUCUCAAUAUGCACCAAACAGUUAACAAAUAAAUGGAAAUGUUUUGGGUUUUUUAAAUAAAGAAAAAAAUAGAAGUCUCAUCACUUUCUUGCCAGUCCAACUUUUAGUGUUGCACAUAGCAGUAUUCUAGCUACAUGACAUCUAAUAGAGUUAGACAUUAUAGAAUCUAAAUCAGAGAAAGCAGUAAGUUAUGUAAUGAUUCAAGUCGGGGUAUGUUGACGCAGUCAACUGAGUCACCAGUCCACUAUGUCUCCUCAACAGGCACAGGAUUUGGAGGCCCUAUUCUAACAUGUGGGAUAGGAGCAGUAAAUUGUCCUUAGCCUUAACCUCGUUACAAGAUUUAUUUAGUCUGAUCAAAACAAGCAGUCAUUCAUUAAAAUCUGUUGAUAUAAUUGAAACAUAUGUAUCUCUGAUGCAAGUAAUAUAAAAACCCUCUCAAUAUGGUUUCACUAAGUUAAACCUUAUUACUUCAUUGUAUAUAGAUCUAUUUAUUUCCUGUUGGGUGACGCUCAAAUGUAGAUCAGAAUUAAGAAUUUUCAGAUAUGAUUAUCAUUUGAUUUCUGGAUUUCAACAGUAAUAAUCAGAGUUUUCUGUCAGUUUUAUGAACAGUGAAUGGCGACAUGCUUUCUGUCGAAGACUGAAGGCAAAUCAAACUGUAUGUAGCGUGUAUCUCAUCAUAUUCAUGUAUGUUUUGUUAGUGCAUGUUCAACCGGGACAGCUCUGUAUCUACAACCAUCGCCCUCAUCCUGCCAUGUCAUUUGAUCAUCAACCAAAUCACACCUCGCCCCUUUUUAAUAAAUGACCGGUCCUAAGCAUGAAUGAUGAUUGUCCUGUUCUUUAUCUUGCUUUGCUGGGAAAUGAUAACAAAGUACUGAACUAUCACAUUAACCAGAAAUAACACUGUAUAGACACGAGCAGGGUAACUUGUAUCAUAAGGAGAGUUAAUUCAGUUAAAACAUUGACAUGCCCUGUAUUAGGAUGCUUGGCUUGCUGUGGUAUAAUUUUGGACUAUCCAAAUACCAGAUAAACAGUUCCUGGUACUCUCCUGGAAAAAUCUCCGAUUCCAUGCUCAGUGCCCUUGGCAGGCUCACUGUGGAAAAAUCGUUAUUUUGUUCAAAAUUGGGAUAAUAUUUUGUAUUUUCUGACAUUUGGAAGUGUUUCAACAUUGAAGUCAAUGCAGAAAUAUGAAGAAUUAAACCUCUUUCUUUAUAUUAGUCCUGUUAUGAGUGAAAUCAGUUCUCUGCAAAGCCAUAACUACCAGUAUACUAACAUGAAUUGGGAAAUUGUUCAUUCCUGUUUUUGGAAUUGUUACUGACAUUUGCCUCCCAGCUGGUCUAGAUAAACCCCUGCCUCUCUCCUGAAGUCACUGACACUUUAGGAUUAGAAGAGGAUCUACAAAAGGAAUGUUAUUUCUAUGGAGUGUACACUGCUAACAAGAAUAUAUGCCAUAUCCAAGAACUAAGGCGUAAUAAUUCUCCUUGUUGCACCACGGCCAUCUUGAUCAUAUGGUCGCUGUACAAUGCAUGAUACAAGACAAUGCAUGAACAUUCUAGAGUUGUCUUGAAACAGUCAUAUUCUCAUAGGAAGAAUAUUCUGUCAACAAACAGCAUAUUCAUUACUUGAGUCACUUCAUGGCACAUGCAUAGAUUUUGAGGCCUUGAUGCGUACCAUCUGAUGCAAGUAUUUUACAAAUAGACGGUAUCCUUAUAUGUACUGACCUCUGCUUUGGUUGGUUCUGAAUCAAUACCUAGACACAAAUUAUCUAUUGUAGUGACUCUUCAGAGAAUUAUGUACAGGCUAAAAGAAUAAAAGGUUAUGUUUUUCGAGCACAGGCUCAUUUCUUUCAAUCCUGUGCGUUAGUAAUAUUUAUUGCUAAAAAAUAUUAUUCUUGUUAACCAUAAAAUGACAUGCUUGACAACAGAUUUUGUAUCAAAGAGCCAAGGUCAAUGUGUGCCCUGUUGUGUUAAGAAAAUAAAGUGUUCCUCCCAUGUCCCUUUUGUUUUCAGUAUCUAAAAAUAUUUUUAAAGUCUUACUGCCCUCGUCACUUUUGAGAAGAACGAUACUGAGAAACAUUUCUUUUUUGUAGCCUUACAGAAUAAACUAGGUUCCAACUUUGUGAGGCUAUUUCUCUCUUGCAAUAAUUGCUACAAAUGAUAUUUUAUGUUUGUUUUUUUCUAAAGAAACUAGAAUGCUUAGUAAUAUAUACACAUAUAUAUGAGUCUAGUCAGAAAAAGGAUUUUAUAGCAAAGGUUGUUUUAGAUUUUAAUUUUUGAUGUAAUGUUUGCUUUAUAGACAGUGAGUGUACAAUUAUCCUCAUUCCCAAUAUUUGUAGAUACUUGUUGGUAAUAUCAGGGAUAGAAAUAACUUGGUUAGUAUACCAGCCCCAAUAGUGAAACCAAUAGGAACAACAUGUUAAGAUUCUGCCAGCCGAUACCUUUAACAAUAGCAAAACUAGAACAGAUUAACAAGCUAGUGCUAAUUUCUAUCCCUGGACUAGAUACAUGUUCGUUACGUAGAUGUCCAUGAGUUUAUUUCUAGAUGCUGCUGACUCGUUGCCGGUUUGUAGAUUGAGAUGUUUAGAUAACCAGAAUUGAGGUUUUGGUGAAAUAUGAGACCAUUGUUGUGUACUGGGAGAUGAAUCCCAACUAUUUGAUUGUGUGUAUAUCUGGACUUCAAUAGGCUAAGCUUUCAAAUGUCAUAGAUCUGCCUUCAAACUAUGCAUCAUCACUGUUUCCUGCAGCUAACAGAAAAAAAAUAUACUACACAAAAGAAGCUGAAGAACAUGACAGAUUAACUACAGGCAUUUGAAAAGAAAUCAGGUGUUCCUUAACUUCUUUUGAGUAGUAUAUAUGGUUUUCAGAUUAUACUGUUCAUUCACAUGACACAUUUUUAGAUUUGUCUGUUUGAGGAUGUUUGAAGAUUAUUAUGCAGAGAUGUAAGUAUUAAAGAAGUUUAUGAAAACGCAGUAUUUGCGUCAAAAGAUUUCUCAAGAACAGCUGGUUACAUGCUUUGAGCAAAGCAGGAAACGUGACUGAGCCAGAUGUAUGACUGCAUGAUUCCGAGUCCUGCCACAUGUACAGUGAUGAAUGCAACAACACAUGUAUAUAGACAUCACCAAUAUCAGAUUAUAAAAUAUUGAUAUCUGA